Molecule: messenger RNA, 2809 nt
Organism: Nasonia vitripennis (jewel wasp)
Lineage: Eukaryota; Metazoa; Arthropoda; Insecta; Hymenoptera; Pteromalidae
Exons: 7
Coding region: 588-1262 (224 amino acids)
Source: RefSeq, a predicted model, not a curated record
UACCCCACCUGCCGCACCAACCACAACAAGUUGGCUUCACUGCAGCUAGCUCUUUUCCAGCGGCGAUCGCAUAUCAUAGGGCGCGCGAGCGAGCGACUGCUGGCCAGCACAACGCUGCGCGGCUGCGGACGGCCAAGGAUCGAAAUAUCGCGAUAUCUUCCAGCGACGUAUACAUAUAUAUGAUAUAUUGCACUCCAGCUGCUCCUCCCGUCGACGAAACACUCGAGUGAACACUGAACGCGCAGCGAGUGAUUCCAGGAGCAGUAAGAAGUAUAAUAAUACAGGACAGUGCGGGGGGCGGUCGUCAUGAUCCUUGCCAUGAGGAGUCGCCACGAGGAGCCGAGACGGAGCACCAGGGACUAGAGAGACAGAGAGAAAUAUGUCGUGGCAGCAGCCGAUCGGACGUCCCCGGGCUCGGCUCAGGUUUAUCCUCGUCUCUGGGGCGCGGCCUUACGCUCCUCAUCCUCGUCAGAUCUCCGCAUUACGGGUAUAGAUAUAGAAUUCUUCAAAAGCACUUCGGAGAGCGGUACUGUCUGUCUCCCCAGGUCGGUCUUAGAUGACGGCCGCGCGCCGUGCCUCGACGGGUCAUGGGGGCCUGUUUAGGCCACUGUCUAACCGCCAUCGCCGACCGCUUCUCACACAGGUCUUAUCGAAGACACACAAAUGUGUCUUUCCAAGGGGAAGAACAAGCUGAGUUUGACCAAACCGUCAACCAAACUGAAGAGCAAGAUAGUAGUGAUCCCUCCAGAUCAAAGAAACUCUUGUCGUUUUUCUCCUUGAAACAAUUCAAGAAUCAUAGAGUUCCUGUAACUUUGGAAUUGAUUGAAGAUACAGGCUGGCCUGGACGAUCAAAUAAAUAUUCGAGACUUAGCUCUAAAAAUGUAUCUACUAGUUCUGGUUUAGAUAAUCCACUGCAAAUGUUGGAUGCUAGAGGGCUUCUUCUACACCAAGGAUGUGUAUCAUCUACUCGUGCAUCUUCCGUAGAUUUAGAAUGGGAGCACGAAGGGAUGCCAAUGCCUAUUUUAGACAAUGAAAAAUUAGAAAGUCCAGAUGAAUCACUAAGCGAACCUUCAGUACACAAUAGUCAGCCUUCUAGUUUAACUGCUUCACCCUGGUCAAGGGUAUCAACACCAAACAGCUUGGAGUGGGAUCCUGUGGAAGCAGAUAUGGUAGACGUGGAGACUGAGAAACUUCUAACAGAAAUCGAACGGCUAACUGACAGGGCACUCAAAGAAACAGGAGAUUGGACUACUUCUAGUUGAUAAGCUAAAUAUUUGCGCCUUCUGCAGGUUGUUUAUAUUUUUGUAAUAUAUCAGGGGCACAAGGAAAAAGUUUUUGAAAAAUCAAAAUGUUUCAUAUUGUUAUAUAAAAAGGGGAUGACAGGAUGUGCUAUUAUUUUCAUAAAUUUAAAAAAGAGUAUUUUACUAAUCGACAUUUUCACUUUCUGAUUAAGUUUAGUCGUCAAGAGCAUUAGAAGUAUAAAAAUUGUUUUAGAUGGAUUACUAGUAAAUCAGAAUGUUAAUAAUCUACUCAAAGUCCAAUGUCAAUAUCAUUGUAGUUACUAUAUGUAGGAUAUAUUUAAUGAUAUAAAAGAAAGUGAGAAGAUGUAAAUCAAUAUAAAAUAUAAAAGAAUUUAAUGUUAAAAUUAGUUGGAUGCUGGAACGUGAUAUCGUUGAUGGUAGAUUUGUUGCCUUAGACUAGUUACAAAAAAUAAAAUUACGUAAACAAUGUUUAUAACUGUUACUGCACUGCUUCAACUUUUGAGUUAAUUGCAUUAAAGUAAAUUCAUGGAAAAAUAUAGUGAACAUAUAUCACAUGGUGCUAAAAUUACAAGAUUCUUAAUUUGGAAUUAAACUUUUAGUUCUAUAUUAAUAAAAGAAAAAAGUAAUACAAAAUUAUCCAGUAACGUAACUGCUUAUUAAUGCAUGAAAAAAUAUAUUAAAAAGAAAAAUAAAAUGUAUAUUUUCAAAAUAAUAAAAUUAAAAAAUAUUUAUUCUUGCAAAAAAUAAAUUUCUAUAAAAACUAUUUUGUUAAAUGUAUUGCUGGUAAACACUUAAUACUUAUGUACUUAUUUUAAAAUUAAGAGCUUUACCAUUUACUUUUUAUGCAUUUUUAUUUAAACUGAAGGUGUGUGAACUUUAUGUAAGUUCUUUACAAAAAAUGUGAAUAUAACGAAUUCUACUUUUUUAAAUAAAAAAGAAAGUAUUGUUGUUAACUGUCAGAAUUAUUGAAGACUGAGUUGCAUAAAUUGUUAAUGCGUCUGUUAUAAGUCUCAUCUUGCAUCAGAUUGAAAUUCAGAAGGCUGUCAAUUGCUUAAUGAAUGUGAUUGAUUUUUUAGAUGAGUAUUGUGAUACUAACACAUUCCGUCAACAAAUUCUUACAUACUGCAUGAUACAGAUGAACAUGCAUGAUUGGGACCAAUUGUGACAGACGCAAAUAGAAUUAAGCUCUAUUAUGUAUAAUAACAUACAAUAAAAAAAUACCUAAAAGCUUGCAGGUAUGAAGCUUAAAAAACAGGGCUACACUAAGUAUAUUUCCACACAUUAAAUUGUAAAUAGAGUAUUGUUUAAUAAUUCGAAUUAAACAGUUCACAUUGUCUUAUCUGUUUUCAGAUAAUCGUUGUGUAAAAAUAAUUCAAUAUGUACUAAUUAUUACGUAAAAACAUGUAAAAUAUGUGCCAUGCGUAAUUACUAUCUACAUUUGCAAAAUAUUUUUUAAGUGAAUUCAUAAUUUCAAGUAUUGUAAUUAUUAUACUUUAUUAAAUAUUGCUUAUUUCAGAUAAAAUACAUACAAACUUUUUGUAGAGUAA